CUCUCUCUCGCUCCAUCCUCAGCUUCACUGUAUCUUUGCUCAUCAGCUCUAUAGUGUAGCUUGUCUUCCUCUCUCUCUCUCUGAUUCUGCAUCUUUGCGUCCCCUCUCCUCCUUCUCUCAAUUGACUUGCUUGAUUCAGACUUGAUGAAUUGUUGAGCAACUAAAGCAACAUGAUCAGGGUGCAUACUUCUCUGGAUUCUCGAGCAAAACAUAGCUAGCUCGGUCUUUUUUGGUUCAGGAUUUGGCUUACAGUGGUAAGAUAAGGGGGCCCAUCCGUGAAGGGCUUUCCCGAAUUCAUCUCUCCGUUAGCGUGAUUCCUCCAAAGUGGCGAAGAUGAGUUUAAGUGCGGCUGAGGACGAUUCGGCUUCAGAAAUUCAUAUCCCGGCAGAGAUAGACUGGCACAUGCUUGACAAAUCCAAAUUCUUCUUCUUAGGCGCCGCCUUAUUUUCUGGCGUAUCUACAGCGCUUUAUCCUAUUAUUGUGCUGAAAACCCGCCAGCAGGUUUGUUCGUCUCAGAUUUCUUGUUUCCAGAUGUCUUUUUCCAUCAUGCGCUACGAAGGCUUUCGAGGGUUUUACAAAGGUUUUGGUACCUCCUUGACUGGAACAAUCCCUGCACGAGCACUUUACAUGGGUGCACUUGAAGUUACCAAGAGCAAUGUUGGCUCAGCUAUUGCCGGUUUGGGGUUUUCAGAUACCACCGCCACCGCCAUAGGUAAUGCAGCUGCGGGAGUGAGUUCUGCCAUGGCGGCACAAUUAGUUUGGACCCCAAUUGAUGUUGUGAGUCAAAGACUCAUGGUUAGUGGUAGCAAGAACAUGCUUUCCAGUGUUCGUUGUGGGAAUUACAGGAAUGGUUUUGAUGCCUUCAGAAAAAUUCUUGGCACCGAUGGACUGCGAGGUUUAUACAGAGGAUUUGGUAUUUCAAUAUUGACUUAUGCACCAUCUAAUGCUGUGUGGUGGACUUCUUACUCAAUGGUCCAUAGGUUCAUCUGGGGUGCUUUUGGAUGCCAUAUGGGCAAGAAGGAUGAUAGCAAAUUGGCCAAUGGGUAUGGUUUUAGACCUGAUUCGAAGGCUAUGGUUGCAGUUCAAGGGUUAAGUGCAGUUGUGGCUAGUGGGGUUUCAGCUAUUAUAACUAUGCCACUUGACACGAUUAAGACAAGGUUACAGGUGUUGGAUGCAGAGGAGAAUGGACGAAGGAAGCCAUUAACAGCUUUGCAGACUGUUAGGAACCUGGUGAAGGAAGGUGGCUUCAUUGCUUGUUACAGAGGACUGGGGCCAAGAUGGGCUUCAAUGUGCAUGUCUGCUACAACCAUGAUUACCACCUACGAGUUUUUGAAACGAAUGUCUGCCAAGAGGCAAGAGAAUUUAUCUGCAUAAUGUCUUGAAGCAGGAGAAAGAUUCUAUAGGAAUUAGGAUCUGUCUUUUCAUUACAUCUGUCGGGCUCUCCUGACGUUUUUUAAGCUUGUAAUAGCCUGCCUCAUGGCCAAUAUGUCGUGAUUGUAUAUUCAUCAUCUUUCAUUUUCUCCUAUAUCUACCAAAGAAAAUAACUCUAGUUUCCGUUGUUUGUU
This is a messenger RNA of Prosopis cineraria, 1565 nucleotides long. RefSeq lists its product as uncharacterized. The transcript has 2 exons. The record is from RefSeq and is a predicted model, not a curated record. NCBI's taxonomy places the organism in Eukaryota, Viridiplantae, Streptophyta, Magnoliopsida, Fabales, Fabaceae. The coding region runs from base 334 to 1374 and encodes 346 amino acids. Gene Ontology annotation, biological process: transmembrane transport.